Molecule: messenger RNA, 240 nt
Organism: Colletotrichum tamarilloi
Lineage: Eukaryota; Fungi; Ascomycota; Sordariomycetes; Glomerellales; Glomerellaceae
Product: alcohol dehydrogenase
Exons: 1
Coding region: 1-240 (79 amino acids)
Source: RefSeq, a predicted model, not a curated record
AUGGUGCUCGCGGCGGUUGGGAACAUCGAAAUCAGCUCGUUGCAUUUGAUCGCGGGCGGCUGUUCGGUUCAUGGAUGGCCUAGUGGGCACGCGCGGGAUUCGGAGGACGCGAUCGAGUUCUCGAGGAAGCAGGGCGUCAAGUGCCUGAUUGAGAAGUUCCCAUUGAGCGAGGCGCCUGAAGCGGUGGAGCGUAUGAUGUCGAAUAAGGUGCGCUUUAGGAGCGUGCUGGUCAUGGAGUGA